AUGCCGCCCGCCGACUCCUACCUAUCACGAACCCUCCAAUCGCUAACCCAGAGCAAGAUCCACGAGCUGGGCAAGCAAUGCGAUGCAUACGAAUCGCAGAAAGCAGAAAUCCUCGCAGCUGCCGCACAGUGUCACAGCCAACGGGACCGCGUGGCGCAGAUCCUGGCAGGCACAAAACGACUGUUCCCGCGGGCCAGGUGGGACGAGUCCGUUCGAAGCAUCGAGCGUUGGGUCGACCAGGCUCGCUAUGACUCGACCAUCACACCCGAGAAGCUGGAUGGCUUCGAGGCACACUUGCUUGGCCGGCUCGAUGCCCACAGUCGCAAAAUGAGCAUGGCGGACCUCUAUUCGCGUCUCCUGACCGAGUGGAUAAGUCCGCCUUCGAAGGAAAAGGAGAAUACAGCUGGCAGUCCAAGCGAUGAGGAGGAUUUUCUGGUUGUGGAUGAGCGCCAGAAGGAGAGGCUGAAGCAGCUGUGCGAUCGGUUUGAGGCGACUGUCUUCGAGCCGCGUGAGGCUGAUCCUACGGAAAUUACUACGUUUCUCAAUGGUCUUUUCCCAAGUGAAGAGAGCCUCAAGCCACUUGAAGAGAUGCGGGAAACUAUUCGGACUCGCAUGACGAAUAUCUGGGAGGACAAAGAACCUUUCGACAUCGCGUCGCUCUCCCAAUGUAUUAAGGGUCUUAGAAAUGAAGAUAUCCUUAGCGAGGAGAAGCAAGAAACCCUCAAGCUGUUUCUCAACAGCAAUGUUGCUCUAACUGAAAUCGCCGACGUCCUGAACAUGCGGUAUGCCGACCUACGGAACUGGGAUUGGCAUGCAGGACCAGACGGUGUCCCUGUGCUGCCCCGGCAGCAACUGAACGGCAAAUACCGAAUUUGGAUGGAUGAGGAUGUGCUUCAAACUAUUUUCAUGGAGCAUAUCUGUAUGCGGCUCUGCGGCAUGCUCAAAGAAGUCCUCAAGGACUUCAUCCGGACACGCUCGGUGUGGACGUUUCAUCAGCGGCAGCAGAUGGACUCGAAUGAUCGCCUUCGACGGCAAUACUACUGCGGCUAUAGCGGCCCGAGUCAGAAUGUGAAAAAUCUCCGCCGGGAUGAAUUCAUCGACACCUAUUUCCUCUCGCAGCUGCCAUCCGACGAGACUUCGUUGGCAGAUCGUGGAGGUGGGUACGACGAAGACAACGAGGUCGGAGACCAGAGCACUCCGCCAGAGGCGCGGCGAAGUGUCAAGCAGGAGCUUCUGAGGAAGAUUGUCACUGAGACCCUUCUCCAGCAUCGACUCCAUGGACAGGCAGCAGUAGUGCAGUCGGAUCUGCAGUGGUACGCCACGUCUCUUCCACACAGCACUGUCUUCACCAUCUUACAAUUCCUCGGUUUUCCCCCUGAAUGGGUCGAUUUCUUCCGCAAGUACCUGGAGACCCCGUUGAAUAUGGACAAGUCCUUCGAGGGCCAUGAACAGACGGGACCUCGCAAGCGUCGAACGGGUAUCCCCAUCGCGCACGCGUCGGAGAAAGUCAUUGGUGAAUUGAUUCUGUUCUUUAUGGACCUUGCAGUCAAUCGCGAGACGGGCAUGCUUUUGUACCGGCUUCAUGAUGAUGUGUGGCUCUCUGGCGACCCAGCCAGAUGUGCGCAGGCAUGGCAGGUCAUGCAGACGUAUGCCAGGGUCACUGGCCUACAGUUCAACAAGAGCAAGUCUGGAUCAGUCUGUCUAGGAGAUUCGAUUGAUCCCCAUGUUCUGUCUCUGCUGCCUGAAGGCCCCGUUAGAAUCGGGUUCUUGAUGCUGGAUGCCGCAUCGGGGCGCUGGGCAAUCGACCACUCUCAGGUAAAUGCGCAUGUGCAGCAGCUCAAGACGCAGCUCGAGCACUGCGACAGUGUGAUCUCGUGGGUCCGCACCUGGAACAGCUGUAUCGGACGGUUUUUCAAGAACACCUUUGGCCAACCUGCAUACUGUUUCGGGCGACCGCACGUCGACGCGAUUCUUGCCGCGUAUGAAGAUAUGCAAAAGACUAUUCUUGACACUAACGGCACACACACCCAACAAACCUUGACACAGCAUCUCCGAGAGAUGAUUCAGGCCCGUUUCGAUGUAUCCGAUAUCCCCGACGCAUUCUUCUUCCUGCCCGAGGAGCUGGGCGGGCUGGGCUUGCGCAAUCCGUUCAUCUCGGUCCUGUUAGUGAGCAACCAAUUGAGAGACCCGCCUCUCAAAUUGAUCAAGGAUUUCGUGGCCGAGGAGCGUCAUGAAUACGCCAUUGAAAAGAAACUGUUCGACGACCUCUCCAAACAAGCACGCUGGAAACGGCUUGAUAAUAUCCAUCCCCACGGCGCUGUCAACGUCAAGCCAGUUGUCAGCCAACGAGAGAUGGACACCUUCAUGAGCUUUGAAGAAUACACCCGGUUCCGUGAGGAAACAAGUCCGCAAUUUACCAAGCUCUAUCAACAUCUCCUUCAAGUGCCAGAGCCAAAUGGUGUUGAACUGAAUGACUCGGACAGGGUUCCCAUGGCGGUGAGGGACAUUCGUAGGCGGUUCCGUCUCAAGAAUGAGGACCCGGAAAUGAGGUGGAUUUUAUAUCUGUAUGGGGAGGAUUUGCUGUCCCGCUUCGGAGGGUUGAACUUGGUCGACAAGCAGUUUUUGCCUAUGGGGGUGUUGGAUAUGAUCAAGGGAAAGAAGGUGAAGUGGCAGAUGGUCCUGUAG
Penicillium alfredii is the source of this 2685-nucleotide messenger RNA. Its product is annotated as reverse transcriptase. The coding region runs from base 1 to 2685 and encodes 894 amino acids. The transcript has a single exon. The record is from RefSeq and is a predicted model, not a curated record. Lineage: Eukaryota; Fungi; Ascomycota; Eurotiomycetes; Eurotiales; Aspergillaceae.